Messenger RNA from Camelina sativa (false flax), 1394 nucleotides. NCBI's taxonomy places the organism in Eukaryota, Viridiplantae, Streptophyta, Magnoliopsida, Brassicales, Brassicaceae. The record is from RefSeq and is a predicted model, not a curated record.
GUGAAAACUCACUGUGUCCACACACACCUUCGAAAUCAGAAGAAAAAAGAAAAAAAACAAGCCAGGUUUGGGAUUCUAGGGUUUAACGCCGCCAUGGAAAAAAGGCAGAAGCAAGUAGUUCCCAGCCCAAGCAAGUCCCCAGCAAGAGAAUACAAGAAGGAGAUCCCAGCUGAUAUCUUGAUCGACAUAGUCUCAAGGUUGCCAUUGAAAGACGUCGCAAGGUGUCGUUGUGUGUCGAAGCUCUGGUCUUGCAUGCUUCGUCGUCGAGACUUCACCCAACUGUACCUGAAAGUGUCAUCGGUUCGUCCGCGUAUCUUAUUCACCUUCCUAUACAAGGGUAAGCGGAUCUUGUACUCCUUGCCUCAGGAUCUAGAUCCAGACCAAGACUACCCCAUUGUAUAUCCCCAUUACCAGAUGCAAUUCCCUAAAGGUUUGGGUUCUUCAGAUGAGGUGUGUCCAUCUAUACUUGGUUUCAUCUGUACCAAAUCUAGGAAGCCGAUGAUCUGUAACCCUAGCACAGGACAGUACAUAUCUUUACCCGUAACGACAACCAAGAGGAAACAGAUGAGUAGACCCUAUUUCGGGUAUGAUCCUAUCGGCAAAGUCUUCAAGGUAUUGAGUGUGUCUGAUGAUUAUGUGUGUCGAGUUUCAACAUUAGGAACAGGAGUAGUGACCUGGAAAAGGGUCGAAUGUUCGAUACCCCAUCAACCGUUACAUACUGAGGUAUGCAUUCAUGGGGUGUUAUAUUAUUUAGCUAAGCGCAUGGGCCGUGGAACUCCACCAGGUUAUAUGGUCGUAUGCUUUGAUGUUGAAUCGGAGAGGUUCAAGUUUCUAGAUGUUGAGUUACCAAUUUUGGGUUCAGCUCUCAUAAACUACAAAGGUAACUUGGGCAUAUUGUUGCCAGAUUCGGGUAUUAUAUAUGAAGGCACAGAAAGUUUUGAGCUGCGGGUUCUAGAGGAUACUGAUUAUGAGGUCAAAUGGUCGAACAAUGUCUACAUAUUGCCAUUUUAUUGGAAGUAUGCAGUUUCACAUUCCUUCCUAUACAUUGCCGGGAUGACUAGUGCAGGUGAAAUUGUGUUGUCGACAAGCUUUCUAGUGGAGCCUUUCGAGGUGAUCUACUACAAUAUUGUGGAGAAUACCGUGGUAAGAAUGGAAAUCAGUUUCGGAUUUGUAGAUAAGAAGGCUCCCCCCCGCUCAAGGGUUUUGACUUUGGUAAACCAUGUAGAGAAUGUGGAGCUUAUGGAUUAGGAGUUUAUAACAUAUAGCUCCGAUCCCCUUCUAUAUAAGUUUGUGCUCUUAGUAGAUACACCCUUAUUGUUGUAUCCAUCUUGUAUCAAUGUUUGUUGAAACUUGUAAGCUUAUGUUUUAGCUAUUAUAUUUGAACUUUUUCUCUU